Drosophila rhopaloa is the source of this 1363-nucleotide messenger RNA. RefSeq names its product protein AAR2 homolog. The transcript has 2 exons. NCBI's taxonomy places the organism in Eukaryota, Metazoa, Arthropoda, Insecta, Diptera, Drosophilidae. Bases 90 to 1229 code for a protein of 379 amino acids. Gene Ontology annotation, biological process: spliceosomal tri-snRNP complex assembly. The record is from RefSeq and is a predicted model, not a curated record.
UCGAUAUUUUUGCAUGUCUGGCAACCACCUGAAAUAGCCGCAUUUGUUUUCUUUUUACAGAAAUUAUUUCAAACAAAAAACAUUUUAAAAUGAACAAGGAUAACUCCAGCAUGCAGAUGGACCCUCAGCUGGCCCUGCGUCUGCUGGCCGACGGCGGGGUCCUGGCUAUUGCAGGUGUCCCCGAGGGCACGGAAUUUGGUAUUGAUUUGUGUGCCUACACCAUUGGUCCGGAUUUCCGUGGCGUCAAAAUGAUUCCGCCCGGUGUCCACUACGUGUGGUGCUCCUCCCGUGGUCCCUACGGUGAUGCUGCACCUCGCGUUGGAUUUGUACACUUCUUCCAUCCCAACGAGAUUGUGGUGCGCGAGUGGGACCACGAGCUAGAAGAACUUCGUCCGCGGCGGAUUGCCGAACCGGAGGUGGAGCGGGACAGGAUAAGGAAGAACCUGGCCCAACUGGAACGGGUCCUGGCGCCCUAUGACUACCGCUAUGUGGUCCCGUGGAAAGAGCUGACCGGCAGCGUGACGGAGCCGUGUGUUCAGCGUUGUCGUCCUGCCGAAGGAACCAUUCGCACGAACAUCGAACUGCAGUCCUGCCCGGAUGCGGAACGUCCCAGAGGAGGAGCGGGAACGAGCAGCAUUACUCGACGGAAUGCUGCUGCCCGGCUACUCUUGGAUGAAAGCGAACUCCUGCCGAACUUGAAACCCGUGGAGGGUACUGCUCCGCGCUUUAGUAACGUACCUCAGCGUGUUCCUCACGAUGCCCUACCCGCAGAUGUGUCCCGGCACGCCAUGGACUGCAUAGAAGCUGUGGACAAGGUGAUCAAAGGCUUCGACUCCGCAGACGGACUCAUUGAGGAGCUGCAGCUGGCCUACGUAUUUUUCCUAGUGGGCUACUCCGUGGAGUCUCUAGCACAUUGGCGUAAGCUUCUUGGCGUGUUGGCUCACUCAGAAUCGGCGGUGACCAAACACAAACUGACGUACAUGAAGUACAGCGAGGUACUGUCCCAUCAGCUGCCCCACUUGCCCGAGGAGCUCAUGGUGCCCAGUCCUCACAAUACGGUUUACAAAGAUGUACGCGAGCUGCUGGUCAAUCUGCAUGCGGGCGGUCUGAGCGUCAGUGCAGAGCGACUGACCAAGCGACUGGAGAAAAAACUGGGCUGGCAAUUUGAUGGGCUUCUGGACGAGGAUCCCGAGGACCAACCCGUUGUUAUCGAACUUCCAGAACCCUAGGGAAACAGAACUAAGCGCAUCGCAGCGAGUGCUGGGUGCGCAAAUAGUUCCACAAGUCUCGGGCCGUGCGGAUGCUAACCAUGAAUUGGCACAACUUGGUCUCAAUCAGGCAGAGAAUCAAAAACUUGGCUCGC